Molecule: messenger RNA, 2823 nt
Organism: Protobothrops mucrosquamatus (brown spotted pit viper)
Lineage: Eukaryota; Metazoa; Chordata; Lepidosauria; Squamata; Viperidae
Gene: NGLY1
Product: N-glycanase 1
Biological process (GO): protein quality control for misfolded or incompletely synthesized proteins; protein deglycosylation; glycoprotein catabolic process
Cellular component (GO): cytosol; nucleus; cytoplasm
Molecular function (GO): peptide-N4-(N-acetyl-beta-glucosaminyl)asparagine amidase activity
Source: RefSeq, a predicted model, not a curated record
GACGCAUGGUAAUCUCAGUCAGCAAGAUUUAGAAUUGAGUGCGGGCGGGCGCGCCUCAAAAAGGAAGUUUCUUUUCUCCCUCUGGCGACGACUAACAGUAGGCAAAUGCCAUUGCAAUGGGAUGGUGGCAAUAGUGGAAUCUACCACGACAGUGCUCUCGCGAGCACUAAGCGGCCUCUCCUAGAAUUCUAGAGAAACGUUUUUGGAGGCCUCGGGGUUGCUGCUUACCUACGCGACUAAUAUCAUCAGACACCCAAAUGAAGAAAAAUAUUGAUCUCUUUGGAUUGAGAAUCAAGCAUUUUCUACUAUAUUAUUGGCUGUCAGAGGAGUUGUUGAAUGCCUGUCUGAAAUGGGAUUUGUAGAGGGGGAAAUUCAUCUUACUUUUCCUAAGGAGGCAUCAAUUUAGCAGCUGUGCAGAAUUUGAAAUCUAAUUGCUGAAGGAAAGAAUAGCUGAAUAAAUGGAUCAGAUCAAAUGAGAUCAGGAUCCUCUGAAGAUACACAGCCUUCUGCUCUUCAGUCGACGCAUACUACUGAUACCAAAUUAGACACAGAUAUUCAGUCAGCUAUCAUGACAACCGAAUCAAUUUUCUUGAAGACACUUGAGUCAAAUUUUCUGCACGUAAUGGCAUAUGAAAAUCCAGUUUUACAGAAGAAAGCUUUGGCUUAUAUUCCACUCCAAAAUCUGAAAAAGCAAGCUCAGAAAAAAUUAACACACGCCCAAAAACUGGACAGAGAUUGUAUUCUGAGAGAAGAGGAUAUUCUUCUGGUGGAGCUCAUCAACUGGUUUAAAUGUAGUUUUUUCAAGUGGGUAGAUAGCCUACCAUGUAGCAAAUGCGGGGGACAGACAGAAACUAAAGAUAAUUUGUCACCUAACGAGGAUGACCUGAGAUGGGAUGCAAGUAGAGUUGAAAAUCAUUUCUGUAACCAAUGCAAGUUCAGCAACAGGUUCCCAAGAUACAACAAUCCUGAAAAGCUCCUGGAAAUUAGACAAGGCCGUUGUGGUGAAUGGGCUAAUUGCUUUACACUUUGUUGUAGAGCAGUAGGAUUUGAAGCAAGAUACAUUUGGGAUGCAACAGAUCAUGUAUGGACUGAAGUUUAUUCUGUAUCACAGAAAAGAUGGCUUCAUUGCGACUGUUGUGAAAAUGUCUGUGAUAAACCCCUUUUGUAUGAGAUUGGAUGGGGGAAAAAAUUGUCCUAUAUUAUUGCCUUUUCUAAAGAGGAGAUUGUUGAUGUCACCUGGCGUUACUCUUGUAAACAUGAAGAAUUGCUUUCUAGAAGGACACAGGUCAAAGAAACUGUGCUACGAGAAACAAUCAAUAAUCUUAACAAAAUUAGGCAGCAAAUACUGAGUGAGGCAAGAAAAAAUGAGCUCUUACAAAGACUCAUAGUAGAGCUUGUUGAGUUUAUUUCUCCAAAAACACCAAAGCCAGGAGAAUUUGGUGGAAGAGAAUCUGGAUCAUUGGCUUGGAGAGUUGCCAGAGAUGAAAUUGCUUUAGAGACUAAAGAAAUAGUAUUUAUUCCAACUGUAAAAGAGAAAGCCUCCAAGCUUUUUCACCUCAGCUAUAAUAUAGUGGAAGAUUGUUACACUCGAAUAUCAAAUAAUAAUGAAAAAAUCAAUGGUUGGGAGAAUGGCGUUUGGAAAAUGCAUUCUUUAGGGAGAAAGGUUGAAUCAGACUGGAAAAUGGUUUAUUUAGCUCGAAAGGAAGGCUUCUCAUCUGGCUACAUCUGUUGGAAGUUUGAAUGUGGCUCUGCUGGUCUAAAAAUAGACAACAUUUCCAUUAGAACAACCAACCAAACAUUUGAGAGUGGAAGAGUAAAGUGGACGCUGCACUCUGGAAGCAUUGCAGUUGGUGUUAAUGGAGAUAAAAGGCUUCAUUCUUAUCCUGAUAUUUCCAACACAACAAAUGUUAUCUUAGAAGCUGAACUAAGUGGAGGAGAUGGCAAUAUUGCUUGGCAACAUGCACAGCUGUUUAGACAAAGUUUAAAAGAGAUUGAAGAUUGUUUUGAGAUUAUUAUAAAAUUGAGUGACUUCUGAAUAUCAAUACUCUGAUGAAACUACUUCCAGACAAAAUAUUUUCAGAAGUAAAUGAAUAGUGCAAAAACAUCAUAUUCAGUAUCACUGAAAAUAUACCGCUAAUAUGAAAUGCAAUGAAAUUCUACAUUACUUUGUUUUCUUUGAAAAUAAUGAAAUAAAUAUAUCAAAAUGGGAAAGGAUAUAAAAUUUUAUUACUUCAAAAAGCAAUUCUUUGAAUACCUAUACAGAGGAAAACAAUUAAAAAAGAAGCUAAAUAAUCAUGUAUAGCAUUCUCCUGCAUAGUCUUUCAAAUUUUAAAAUAUAAGUUAAAAUAUUUAAUCUGUAAAAUAAGUUUUUUAAGAAUGGAAUGAAGAUUUUAGUGUCUUAAAUCUGGGUUCUGGAAUGUCAUUUUUAAAAACCACUUUUGUAUGAUAUUUUAACAUUUCUGUUUAUCUGUAAUUUUAUAGUAGACAAUUAAUUGCAUUACCAAUAUUAAACUAAUAGUAUAGUUACUACUGCUUCUUGUAAUUUUUAAUUUACUUAAACUUUAGUUUUUAAAAAUGAAAUUUUGUUAAGAGAUAAUGUUGAUGUACAUUAUGUUAUUCCUAAUUAUUCCAAAUUUGGUUUAGCUUCUAAUCUAGAAAAAUAUUAAAUAUAUUAUGUUCCUAAAAUUUGGACAAUUCCAAUAUAAAAAUAUAUGUUACUUAAAAGUGUAGAGCUUUGAUAAAAUAUCUAAUUUGGAUAAGCCUGUUAUAUUGUAUAAAUUUGGAUUGAUCCACAUUUUUAUAUAAAGUUGCUAUUCUUCUUCA